This is a messenger RNA of Micropterus dolomieu (smallmouth bass), 4385 nucleotides long. RefSeq names its product alpha-mannosidase 2-like. The coding region runs from base 223 to 3663 and encodes 1146 amino acids. The record is from RefSeq and is a predicted model, not a curated record. The transcript is spliced from 24 exons. Gene Ontology annotation, cellular component: Golgi membrane. Gene Ontology annotation, biological process: N-glycan processing; mannose metabolic process; protein deglycosylation. Lineage: Eukaryota; Metazoa; Chordata; Actinopteri; Centrarchiformes; Centrarchidae. Gene Ontology annotation, molecular function: carbohydrate binding; alpha-mannosidase activity.
ACAAACGGCAGGGCGCAGGCGCGAAGCAGCAGCCUGAGCUCGCGCUGCGGAGUGAACAGCGAACUUUAUUCGUCUUUAAUUAAACUGAUUCGUUUUUAUUCAGUUUUCCCGGGAAGCUGAAGUCAGACAGCUGCGUCACCGAGCAGGUGACGAACAGCGCGAGACGCACCGGAGCGCGAGACCUGCGGCUGUUUGACCAACGCGGAAGUCGUCGUCCCAGUGAUGAAGCGGAGUCGGGUGCUGGCCGUGCUGGUGGGCGGAGUCUUCUGCUUGGCGGUGAUGUCACUGUACCGCAUGCUGGAGAUGAUGCAGGGGGCGGAGCUUCAGAACACAGGGGAGACGCCUGAUGGACUGGUUGACAGCGAUUUGUCCCGCCUCCACCAGAUGAUUGACAGGUUGGAGCAUCUCCUGAGCUACAACAACCGUCUGGUCAGUGAGCUGCGCGACGCUCUGCUCAACCACAAAGCAUCAUGGGAAAAAGGGCGAGGGGCCAAUGUGAGCUCAGACUCUUCCCACAGCCGAGCGGACGCGCUGCCUGGCUGCCGAUUGGCUGAAAAGAUGAAGGACGGAACCGACGGCGUGCAGCUGCUGGAUGUUUACGACCUGCUGCCGUUUGAUAACCCCGACGGCGGCGCCUGGAAACAAGGCUUUGAGGUCCGUUACCAGGGCAACGAGUGGGACGAGCAGCCGCUGGAAGUGUUCCUGGUGCCUCACUCGCACAACGACCCCGGCUGGUUGAAGACGUUCGACAGUUAUUAUCAGGAUCAGACGAAGCACAUCCUGAACAACAUGCUGAUCAAACUGACUGAAGACAGCAGGAGGAAGAUGAUUUGGGCAGAAAUCAGUUAUUUCUCUAAGUGGUGGAACGACAUCGACGAGCAGAAGAGAGAGAUGGUCAAACGCCUGCUGAAGGCGGGGCAGUUGGAGCUGGUGACGGGCGGCUGGGUGAUGGCUGAUGAGGCGAACUCUCAUUACUUUGCUCUGUUGGAUCAGCUGAUCGAGGGACACCAGUGGAUACAGCGACACCUGGGUGUGAAGCCGAGCAGCGGUUGGGCCGUGGAUCCGUUUGGCCACUCCCCCUCUAUGACCUACCUGCUGAAGGGGGCGGGACUUCAGAACAUGCUUAUCCAGCGGACUCACUACACCAUCAAGAAACACUUCGCCCAGCAGCAGACGCUCGAGUUUCAGUGGCGGCAGAGCUGGGACUCCUCCCCCCGCAGUGACAUCAUGUGUCACAUGAUGCCAUUCUACAGCUAUGACAUACCGCACACGUGCGGUCCGAACCCGGCGGUCUGUUGUCAGUUUGAUUUCUAUCGCCUGCCGGGUGGGCGGGUCUUCUGUCCAUGGAGGAUACCGCCACAGCCAAUCACAGAGCAGAACGUCCAGGAGAGAGCUCUUCUCCUGUUGGAUCAGUACCGGCAGAAGUCACGACUCUUUCGUUCUUCGGUUCUUCUGGUUCCGCUCGGUGACGACUUUCGCUUUGUGGAGUCGAGCGAGUGGGACGCUCAGUUCAGUAACUACCAGAAACUCUUCGACUACUUCGACCAACACCCGGAGCUCCACGUCAAGGCUCGAUUCGGGACUCUCUCAGAUUACUUUGCAGCUCUUCAUCGGCGUCUGAAAGCAGCUCAAACGACUCUGCCGACAGUUCGCGGCGACUUCUUCACGUACGCCGACCGUGACGAUCAUUACUGGAGCGGAUACUUCACCUCCAGACCGUUUUACAAACGCCUCGACAGAAUGCUGGAGGCCACGCUCAGAGCGACAGAAAUCCUCUUCAGUCUUACGUUGGCCGAAAUGCGUUUCCGUGGCGACGGUCGUCUGGUUGCAGAUUUCCCGGCUCGUGAACACUUCCAGCAUCUCACAGCGGGGAGGCGGAGCCUGGCGCUUUUUCAGCACCACGACGCCGUCACCGGCACGGCCCGUGACCCCGUUGUUGUCGACUACGGCACCAGGUUGUUUCACUCGAUCCUGAACCUGCGCCAGGUGCUGCAGAACUCCGCCCACUGGCUGCUCCUAUUGGACAAGAGCCAGUACCACCAUGACCAGUCAAAACCCUUCCUGCAAAUGGAUGACGUGAUCUCGGCGCAGGACGCUCUGCCUCAGAAGACGUCGCUCACGCUCAGUGAUGAGCCCAGGUCACUGAUCAUCUUUAACCCGACAGAGCAGCUGCGCACGCCCGUCAUCAGCGUCAUCGUCAACUCUCCGGACGCUCGCGUUGCCGACGCGCACACGGGUCGACCAAUGGCUGCGCAGAUCUCUGCGGUGUGGGCGGAGCCGACACAGGCGUCCACGGAAACUUUCCAGCUCGACUUCGUGGCUGAACUUCCUCCUCUGUCGCUGGUCGUGUAUCACGUGACCAAAGACUCGGAUGGCUCCGCCCACCGGGCUCGCUACACCUUCCAUCAUCGCGGAAACACGCCGACCGUCCAGUCCAAACACUUCCAGGUGUCCCGCCCACAAGGACAUGAGGCCGACGGCCCCCUGUCGCUUAGCAACAAGCACGUCCAAAUAUGGAGCUCCCCAGAGACGGGCCUGCUGCAGAAGCUCCGUCUGCAGUCCGGUCUGGUCCGUCAGGUCCAGGUCCAGUUUCUGUGGUACGGAACAAGAGCAAACCGGGACAAGAGCGGAGCCUACCUGUUCCUGCCCGGGGAGGAGGGGGCCCAGCCCUACUCGUCCUCAGAGCCCCCCCUGGUUCGGGUCUCCAGAGGUCCGGUCUUCUCUGACAUCACUUCCUGUUUCCGACACUUCACACACAGAGUCCGGCUUUACCACGUGGACGGGCAUGCUGGGAGGUCCCUGGAGAUUUCCAACAUGGUGGACAUCAGGUCGGAGGUCAACCGUGAGCUCGUCAUGCGGUUUGUCAGCGACGUUGCCAACGGCAACCGUUUCUACUCCGACCUCAACAGUUUCCAGAUGCAGCAGCGGCGGACUCUGUCGAAGCUUCCCCUGCAGGCGAACUUUUACCCGAUGAGCUCGGCGUCCUUCCUGCAGGACUCGACGUCUCGUGUGUCUCUGCUGUCGGCUCAGAGUCAGGCCGUCGCUUCGCUCAGACCAGGGGAGCUGGAGGUGGUGUUGGACCGGCGGCUGCAGCAGGAUGAUAACCGCGGCCUCGGUCAGGGCGUCACCGACAACAAGCUGACGGCGAGUCUCUACCAGCUGCUGCUGGAGGACAGGAGGGGCGGGGCUCAGGAAGUGGGAGGGGCCUCGGUUGAGCACCUGUCACUGCUCGCCCACCUGACUUCGCUCUCCCUCUGCCACCCGCCAAUCACGAUGGUCGCCCCGAGCGGCGGCCGGCUGCCAAAGCUCCGCCCCUUCCUGCCGCUCCGCUCGCCGCUGCCGUGCGACGUUCACCUGCUGAACCUGAGGACGCUGGAGGACGCGCAGGAAGCAGAAAGUCCGUCGCAGGAAGUGGCUCUCCUCCUGCACAGGAAGGGCUUUGAUUGUAGCUCCGCCCCCGAGCCGCCACUGCAGUGCACGUGGAGCGCGCACGAGGAGGUGAACUUGGACGAUCUCUUCUCUCCUCUUCGGUUUCGUUCUGUCCGUCGAUCAGGUCUCACUCUGCUGCGAGAGGACGAUGAACCGGAAUCCGCCCAGCAGCAGCAGCGCAUCACUCGCCUGCGGCCAAUGGAAAUCAGCGCUUUCCGCGUUGAGAUCGAGUGACGGGACCAAACGUUUAAAUAGAGGCGCCCCCCCCCGCCCACGGUGGUUAACAGCCAGAGACCAGUAGAAUAAUUUUGCCAGUUGAACACGAGAUGUUUGUAGAUUUAAAAGAUCAGAAAAGUCGCAGUUUGUCGUGAAACUGCUGAAAACUGGAAAUGUGUGAUUAGAAAGAGGAAACGCCGUCAUGACUUCCUGUCCUCAAGCUAACCGUGCCAAAGAUGGACAGGUGAGCUAACGUCUGCCAUGUUGGUGACGUGGUUCAGAGGGCGGUUUCACUCAGAACCAAAACCGCCACGACAAACUGCGACUUCUUCACCGUGACCUCAGAAAGUGAAGCUCGCGGCUCAGUUCAAAGCCAUCAAUCAAAGUGUCUCUCGCUGUUAACUUCCUGCAAAUUUUAUGAAUAAGCUGGCGUGGAGAUGCAGGAGGGGGAGGGGCUUCAUCUUUCUCUUCCACGUUUCAUAUCACUGACACGACGAGUAGCCAAUCAGAAACCAGAUGUAGAAAGUAACGUGUCGGAGUCGAAUCUGUAAAAGUCAAAAGGUCAAACAGAAGUUAGAUCAGUUAAGACUCAGACGAGAACGUCACCUGUGAAAAAACAAGGUACAGGUGAAACCGUAGAAACCGUCACGGAGACGGGCGGGAACACAGGAAGUACACCCAGAGAGAAAUCUAAAAAAAAAAAAAAACCUAAAUUAUUUUGUCUUUUAUUUUAUAUUUCC